CCGGAGCGCCGUAUAUCUGCGGAGCGGGCGCGGGACGCCGAGCCGGAGCCGGGUGGACGCCGUCGCGCCGAGGUUUGUGGCUGCCACCCUGUUUCCUCAAAGCGUGGCUCGCAGGGCAUGAUGAACGUCCAUGAGCUCCGAGGCAGGCUGUCCAAAGCUGGGCAGGAGCAUCUGCUGCAGUUCUGGACGGAGCUGGAGGAAGCCCAGCAGGUGGAGCUCUAUGCAGAGCUGGACGCCAUGAACUUGGAGGAGCUGAACGUCUUUUUUCAGAAGGCCACUGCAGGGUUUAGCCGGCCUCAGCCAGACAGCGUGGACGCACGCAUGGAGCCUGUCCCUCGGGAGGUGCUGGGCAGUGCUACCCGGGACCAAGACCAGCUCCAGGCCUGGGAGAGCGAAGGACUUUUCCAGAUUUCUCAGAGCAAAGUGGCAGUUCUUCUCCUAGCUGGUGGGCAGGGGACGAGACUCGGCGUUGCCUAUCCCAAGGGGAUGUAUGAUGUCGGUUUGCCAUCCCAUAAGACACUUUUCCAGAUUCAAGCAGAGCGCAUCCUGAAGCUUCAGCAGUUGGCUGAAAAAUAUCAUGGCAAUAAGUGCGUGAUUCCAUGGUACAUAAUGACCAGCGGCAGAACAAUGGGAUCUACAGAGGAGUUCUUCACCAAGCACAAGUACUUCGGUUUAAGAAAAGAGAAUGUAAUCUUUUUCCAGCAGGGAAUGCUACCAGCCAUGACUUUCGAUGGGAAGGUUAUUCUGGAGGAGAAGCACAAGGUUUCUAUGGCUCCAGAUGGGAACGGCGGACUGUAUCGGGCCCUGGCUGCCCAGAACAUUGUGCAGGACAUGGAGCGCAGGGGCGUGGGGAGCGUCCACGUCUACUGCGUGGACAACAUCCUGGUGCGCGUGGCAGACCCCCGCUUCAUCGGCUUCUGCAUUCAGAAAGGAGCGGACUGUGGGGCUAAGGUGGUGGAGAAGACGAACCCGACGGAGCCGGUGGGUGUGGUGUGCCGCGUGGACGGGGUGUACCAGGUGGUUGAGUACAGCGAGAUUGCCUUGGCCACGGCGCAGAGGCGUGGCCCCGACGGCCGGCUGCUGUUCAGCGCCGGCAACAUCGCCAACCACUUCUUCACCGUGCCGUUCCUGCGAGACGUGGUCAGGGUGCAUGAGCCCCAGUUACUGCACCACGUGGCUCAGAAGAAGAUCCCGUGUGUGGGUCCCCAGGGGCAGCGGGUCAAGCCGGACAAGCCGAACGGGAUAAAGAUGGAGAAGUUUGUCUUUGACAUCUUCCAGUUUGCCAAGAAGUUUGUGGUGUACGAAGUGCUACGGGAAGAUGAGUUCUCCCCGCUGAAGAAUGCGGACAGCCAGAGCGGCAAGGACAACCCCACGACCGCCAGGCACGCGCUCAUGUCCCUGCACCACUGCUGGGUGCUCAACGCGGGCGGCCACUUCAUCGACGAAAACGGCUCUCGCCUCCCAGCCAUUCCCCGCAGUGCUGCAAAUGGAAAGUCAGAGACCAUCACAGCUGAUGUCAAUUACAACUUGAAGGACGCCAACGAUGCACCGAUCCAGUGUGAAAUCUCCCCCCUCGUCUCCUAUGCCGGAGAAGGAAUAGAAAGUUACGUGGCAGGUAAAGAAUUCCACGCACCUUUAAUCAUUGACGAGAAUGGAGUCCAUGAGCUGGUGAAGAACGGCCUAUGAGCCCGACACGAGCUCCACGUCAUGAAGAUAGCUCUGCUUUCGCCACACCGCCCACCUGUGAGCCUCCAGGACGCCUCCUGGAGCAGCGCUGGAUACCCACAGGCUCCGAUUGCUUGUUGAACUCUCGUAAUGACCACGUCCCCCAAGAUCCAGGUGACAGGACUUCAGAAAGCAUUUUUAUGGUUCUCAACGCAUUGAAGGUCUUAUUUAUAUUUUUCAAUUAUAUAAUUGUUUUCCGAGCCAGCGAAAACAGUGGCCGUCCAGGAAGUUCCUACAGCUGGGGUACAGCCGGGUGUGCACCACCCCUGUGCUCAGAGCUGGAAGCAGCCCUUCACAGAGUUGUACAUAGUAAUCACAUGCCGUUGUGCAUAUUGGAAGGUUUCUAUGGUACUAGAAGUUUGUUUUAUUUUAUCAAAAAGUAAACUUUUUCAAGAAAAUAAUUGGAAGUAAAAUAAACUUCUUGUCUCUGGAGUGUCA
This is a messenger RNA of Hipposideros armiger (great roundleaf bat), 2163 nucleotides long. It is a transcript of the gene UAP1, whose product is annotated as UDP-N-acetylglucosamine pyrophosphorylase 1. Gene Ontology annotation, biological process: UDP-N-acetylglucosamine biosynthetic process. Lineage: Eukaryota; Metazoa; Chordata; Mammalia; Chiroptera; Hipposideridae. Gene Ontology annotation, molecular function: UDP-N-acetylglucosamine diphosphorylase activity. The record is from RefSeq and is a predicted model, not a curated record. The transcript is spliced from 11 exons. Bases 118 to 1686 code for a protein of 522 amino acids.